UAUCACAGAAAAUGGAUGUAAAGGUUUCAGAUUAGGAACAGCGUGAGAGUAUAGCCUCGUCUUAUGUUACAACAUGUUCUUGUUUCGACUGACCGACCAGUUUUGAAUAAUUUCAUUUUUGCAGUUGAAUAAGCAUGGCAACCAUUUGAAAGCCAUUUGCUUGUUUGGUUAGGGCUAGUUUGUUUUAUCAUAAAAGGAAAUCAAACUGCAGACAAGAUAAGUAUUCUAUAUGGUCGUAAUACCAUGUCAAUCAAAGACACUUGUGUAAACUAUAAUUUCCUCUUAUAUACAAAAAAAGUUUUCCUUCAAUCAUAUGUUUUUCGCCAACAUUUGAACGGUGCUGUCAUUUGAUUCUCGUGCGUGCCAUAGCGUGCUUUAGUGUUUUAACGAUGAAUGAAAUAACACCACAACCAAGUCCAAGACGAAUUCGUUCAUUUUUCAUCAAAGACAUUUUAGAGCAUAGGAGCCCUACUACCACCGCGGUAGAAGUCGAGUUUUCACCUCCAUCAACACCGAGUGAACCGGCAAAUCACACAGUAACAACGUCUCACACUGUUCAAAACAUUCUGGCAGGUAAUGAAGAACGCCCAGUAGACCCAUAUAGCACAGGCUGUUGCAGCGACGCAUGUCCCAGCAGUGUGUAUCCAUCUUACAUGAAGACUGCUGCCGUUACAACACCAUUUUAUCACCCUUAUCUUUACACCUUUUAUCGCCAACAAGCAGCAUGGAGACACACUUUGAAAGAAGGUGUCGCUUAUGUAGACCCACAAACUGCCCUUUACACCCAAGUCAAACAACGUAAACCGCGGAGACCCUGGACACGAGCUGUUUUCUCAAACCUUCAACGUAAGGGUCUUGAAAAACGUUUUCAAGUCCAGAAAUAUCUCACGAAAGGCGACCGUCAUCAGCUGGCUUCCAUGUUGGGUCUGUCCGAUAAUCAAGUCAAAGUUUGGUUCCAGAACCGAAGAAUGAAAUGGCGUCAAGAGGAACAAAAUAUCGACGAGUCACCUGAGAAAUCUGAACUUCAAACUUCAAAUGUCGCUACAAGUUCUAACAGUGACUUGCCAUCAAUGACUGAAUAAUCGUCGAAAAUCACAGAAUGGAAGAUCGUGUAAAGAGAUCGCCUAAACGUUGACCAUUUAUAAUUCCACGUUAUAAAUGUCCUGAAUAUAGAAGAUAAAUAACUUUCACAUUCAAGUCUUAAUUUUGCGAAAAUUUAACCAUAUGUUCUGGCAUUAAACAACUAACAAUGCAUAACACAAACUGAUUUAAAAUUACGAAGCCUUUCUGAAAAGUGAACUAUUAGUCAUUACAGAUAAACUUUGAUAGCUACGUCAGUGAAGAAUUUCCUGAAGCAUGAUUUUUAUCGCUGCAUGUAUAUAAGAGUCUAAACAUAGAAUAACAAAAAUAUAGUACCAGUUGAACAAAUAUAUUAACGUCAAAUAUUUACGAUAAGAUCGAGGAAUCUCCAUUUCCAUGUUUGAAGCCGAUACGAUAUAUAUGAUUUUGUACAUAAAUAUAUAAUAUUAUAAUGAUCAAAAAUGUAAAUAUACAAAAAAAAAUAUUCAAUGUGUGGAAGAGAUGCAUGUAGAUUAAUUUGAUUACCUACAAUUUUGAGGUGUUCAUUUUCCUCUAUCCCUGCACCCAACCUAGCAUUGUUUUGUUUUUUCAACGAUACAUACUAACAUUAAUGAUUAGUUGCAUGGCUCU
Dendronephthya gigantea is the source of this 1710-nucleotide messenger RNA. RefSeq names its product homeobox protein DBX1-like. The transcript has 3 exons. Gene Ontology annotation, molecular function: DNA binding; DNA-binding transcription factor activity, RNA polymerase II-specific. The coding region runs from base 390 to 1082 and encodes 230 amino acids. Lineage: Eukaryota; Metazoa; Cnidaria; Anthozoa; Malacalcyonacea; Nephtheidae. Gene Ontology annotation, biological process: regulation of transcription by RNA polymerase II. The record is from RefSeq and is a predicted model, not a curated record.